AUGUUUCUUGAAUCAAGUAAAGCUAUGAAAACAGGAUUAUCAAAGUACAGUUCAUGUCUAACAUGGACACUUAUCGGUAUAUUGGUGGCAGGUGUAGCGCUAGCUUCUGUAACAACACUGUACAUUAGAGAAAAGUACACAUCAACCGAGACAACAGCAUCACCUGUUAUCAUGCAAACUUCAGUAGCUCAAGUGAAUUCGUCACCAACUGAUACCCAUCCAUAUCUCUGUGGCAAUGCUGCAUCUUGUACACUUUGGACAUUAUCUUCCUGUAAUGGAAUCACCAUGACAAUCAGCACAACAAUUUGUAGUUUCAAAUCGACUGCACUACAUUUCAGCAGUAUGACCGGUAUUACUAAUCACUGGAUGACAACCGGCUAUACUGCAAUCUAUUAUGCGUCUCAAAACGGAUUUACAGUGUACGCUCGCAGUUCUUGA
Messenger RNA from Adineta ricciae, 438 nucleotides. NCBI's taxonomy places the organism in Eukaryota, Metazoa, Rotifera, Eurotatoria, Adinetida, Adinetidae. The record is from the annotation of a GenBank genome assembly.